AUGAGCCAGCGUGUUCCAAGCUGCCACAUCGAUGAUACUCCGGCGGCCACCGUCCGCUCCACGAAAGCGGCAGAUAUCCCCAUGCUAGACUACGAGGUAGCCGAGCUGACGUGGGAGAAUGGGCAACUGGGGUUGCACGGCUUAGGUCCACCGCGAGUGCCGGCUCCGUCGAAGUACUCAACCGGCGCCGGUGGAACGUUGGAGUCGAUAGUGGACCAAGCUACUCGUUUCCCCAACCCUAACCCUAAGCCUAAGCCCACGGAUGAGCUGGUCCCGUGGUUCCACCAUCGCUCUUCCGGGGGCAUGGACGCGCUUGUGCCGGAGCAGCAGAGCCAGCCAGGCACCCACGUGGGUUCGUGUAGCGAUGGUCAUCACAUGGCUGGUGAGAAACGAGCAAGAGUGGCGGCGCCCGAGUGGAGCGCGAGCGGGAGCCAGCGCCUGACCAUGGACACUUACGGUUUCACCUCAACAUCGCUGGAUGACAACUCCAGCGACGGCGGGAAGCCCUGCACCAAAGCCACCACCAUCGACGAUCAUGACUCCGUCUGCCACAGCCGCCCACAGGCAAUUCCCUAUUUUACGCCUUCUAAUUAA
Molecule: messenger RNA, 594 nt
Organism: Thlaspi arvense
Lineage: Eukaryota; Viridiplantae; Streptophyta; Magnoliopsida; Brassicales; Brassicaceae
Source: the annotation of a GenBank genome assembly